Mobula hypostoma (lesser devil ray) is the source of this 534-nucleotide messenger RNA. Its product is annotated as dynein light chain Tctex-type 1-like. Gene Ontology annotation, molecular function: dynein intermediate chain binding. The coding region runs from base 53 to 394 and encodes 113 amino acids. The record is from RefSeq and is a predicted model, not a curated record. Lineage: Eukaryota; Metazoa; Chordata; Chondrichthyes; Myliobatiformes; Myliobatidae. Gene Ontology annotation, cellular component: cytoplasm; cytoplasmic dynein complex. The transcript has 5 exons. Gene Ontology annotation, biological process: microtubule-based movement.
CGGCCGGCACGGUGGGAGGAGGCUCGCUCGAGCGGGGAAGGCAGUUGGGAAAAUGGACGCUUAUGAAAGUGGGGAGGAGACUGCAUUUAUUGGUGAUGAAGUAACAGGUAUCAUUACAGAGUCAAUAGAGACUGUAAUUGGUGAAAAUGGGUAUCAGGCAAGUAGAGUUAACCACUGGACAAACAGCGUGAUGGAACUCAGUCUACGUCAACUCAGCAGACUGGGCAAACCCUUCAAGUACAUUUUGACCACUGUGAUAAUGCAGAAGAAUGGAGCCGGUCUGAGCGCAGCUAAUUCUUGCUACUGGGAUGCUAAUACCGACGGGAGCUGCACUGUGAGAUGGGAGAAUAAUACCACGUAUUGUAUUGUCACUGUGUUCGGGCUGGGCAUCUGAAAUCUUGCUGACUGCCAGACACCACAUUGAACCCUCCCUCAGAGACCCUGACUGUGAAGCACAAUUGAGUGUAAUACUAAUUAAAGGGUGCAACAGUUACUAUUGUACAUCCUCCGUUCACUACAUCUUACCUUCAGUAU